Corythoichthys intestinalis (scribbled pipefish) is the source of this 4666-nucleotide messenger RNA. Its product is annotated as heparan sulfate 2-O-sulfotransferase 1-like. NCBI's taxonomy places the organism in Eukaryota, Metazoa, Chordata, Actinopteri, Syngnathiformes, Syngnathidae. Bases 464 to 1525 code for a protein of 353 amino acids. The transcript has 7 exons. Gene Ontology annotation, cellular component: membrane. Gene Ontology annotation, molecular function: heparan sulfate 2-sulfotransferase activity. The record is from RefSeq and is a predicted model, not a curated record.
UCGCCGGAUUGUCUACCCCUAUUUACCCACGAAGAAGAAUCGCACUGCUGUGACGUCACGACAGCGACUUUCUGCAACAAGCUAACAUCUGAGAAUACAAAUCAAUAACAGUUAUUUGCAUUCACUUUUGGCCACAUUUUCUUCACGUCCUCUUCAACUUCACGUUUAAUGGACACGCCUUGGUGGACUUUAAACUUCCGGUUGUGUCCAAAAUUUGCCGUUUGUGAACAGAAAUGCGAGCGGACUCGUAAAAUUGACGCUAGCAUGAAUAGCAUAGACGCUAAAUAAAGCCAUAAUCGAAUUUGUAUCAAGUCAUGGUGCCAAGCGGAAGAUUUUAACCUCUAAUUCUGGGGGCGGAAUCCUUUAAUUUGUCUUACGUGGGUUGACGUCGCCUGGUCGGUGAGUAGUCAGCGGCAGCGGACCGGACAAGGGGCUCGGUGGCGAUGUUCGUCUCGGUUGCUUGAUGGGGCUUUCGAGGGUCAUGAUGCCGCAGAAGUUGCAGCUAUUAGCCGUUCUGACGUUCGCCGUCACCAUGCUUUUCAUCGAGAACCAGAUCCAAAGACUGGAAGAGUCCAGAUCCAAGCUGGAGCGCGCCAUGGCCAGACGCGAGCUGUCUGAAGUGGAGGCAGCGGAGCUUCCGCAGCGACACCGUGGCGAAGAAGACGACGACGACACGGUGAUCAUCUAUAACCGGGUUCCCAAGACAGCCAGCACGUCCUUCACCAACAUCGCGUACGAUUUGUGCGCUAAGAAUCGCUUCCACGUGCUGCACAUCAACACCACCAAGAACAAUCCCGUCAUGUCCAUACAGGACCAGAUGCGUUUCGUUCACAACGUCACCUCCUGGAGAGCGAGGAAGCCCGGUUUCUACCACGGCCACGUGGCCUACCUGGACUUUUCGAAGUACGGCAUCACGGGCAAACCCCUGUACAUCAAUGUAGUGCGAGACCCUAUAGAGCGACUGGUGUCCUACUACUACUUCCUGCGCUUCGGAGACGACUACCGGCCCGGGUUGCGGCGGAGGAAGCAAGGCGACAAAAAGACCUUCGAUGAGUGCGUGUCGUCUGGUGGCUCUGACUGCGCUCCGGAGAAACUCUGGCUGCAGAUUCCCUUCUUUUGUGGGCACCAUUCGGAAUGUUGGAAUGUGGGCAGUCAAUGGGCGCUGGAGCAGGCCAAGUAUAACCUGGUCAACGAAUACCUGCUGGUGGGUGUAACCGAAGAGCUGGAGGACUUCAUCAUGAUCCUGGAGGCCACGCUACCGCACUUCUUUAAGGGGGCCACUGACCUCUACAAGAAUGGCAAGAAGUCCCACCUACGCAAAACCACCGAGAAGAAGCCCCCAACCCGGGAAACGGUGAGCAAACUGCAGCAGUCCAAGAUCUGGAAGAUCGAGAACGAGUUCUACGAGUUUGCACUGGAGCAGUUCCAGUUCGUUCGAGCCCACGCCGUCCGGGAGAAGGACGGCGAGCUGGUCGUUCUGGCGCAGAGCUUCUUCUACGAGAAGAUCUACCCCAAAGCCAACUGAGGAACGCCGGCGGGAACCAUUCACACAUGCUGGAUUUCAUGAUUGUUUACAGGUAACGGCCGUUUUUUUAAAUGCCGGGACAAAACUGGACUGCAAAACAGAACGAAAUGACUUUUAGAGCACCUUUGAAGUGACUGCUGAUGAACUGACAAACUCACUGGUGAGUUAUGGUGGUAAUGGUCGUUAAACUCUGGACUAACACAUUGAAUAUCAGAGUAGUAAGCUCACAUAGAACCACACAAAUAUAGAAGAUGUUGGCAUAAGUCAUGGGACACAUCUCAUUGGGUAUGUUUACAUAGACGACAUUUCUUCAAUCAGUGUUCGGAUUGAAAUUAUAAUUAGAUGCAAUGUGUUCAUGGACACUAAAAAAUAUUGGUCUGGUUAGAUCUUGCGUGUUCUGCUUAAGAAUGUCAGUCGGAACAAAUUAUUUUGAAGUUUUUAAAGAAGAUCGUCAAUUUGGUUGGGAGGAGACUGAGAUCACAGCAAAGACACCCAUUUGGCUGUCAAGCGUAACCCCUCAGCUUUCAAAAUCCGUUGUUUUUUUUGUUUUUUUUCGAUAACACAAAACAUUUAGGAGUUACGGCAGUUCAAAGUACGCAUGCAGAAAUAUGUCACCGGCAACACAUCCGUCUUUGAAGGGUUCAACAAUAUAUGAUCAAAUUGAUUUUAUGUAUAACACAUACCACUACUGCUAUAAAUAUUAUGUUGUUGAAUAUUAAUGGAAAGCGAGAGCAAGAGACAGAGCGAAUGUGUAUGACUUGUAUCAUUAUUUACACAUUAUACACACACACCCUCUCUCAACACAGAAAGUUGCCAGAGAGAAAUGACACAACAGGCUGUAUUAUCAAAAUGUUAUUUUGAACAGAUGUUUACAAAGGCGGAAGACUUUACAAAAGUAGGCUAAUUGUACAGAGGAAACUAGUUAGCCAUCUUGGCAUGCCAACUAUCCACAUUAUCUGCCGAGUUAACAAGCUUACGUUAUAGUACUUGUUUUACUAUCACUAGACACAAUCAACCAGCUGGGGUAAGCUCUUGUAGCUGGUGGGAAACACUUAUGACUGCGUUGAAUUACCUUGAAUUUUGUGUAAAGUGACAGAUGAUGGUCACGAACAUGUGAAAUCACGUUGAAGGUCCUGCUGUCCUUCCUCCUCUAAGGCGCGGCCGUCUGUUUUCUGAGGGGGGGACAGAGCAACAAAUGGAGGGGGAGGGGUGAGCGCUGCCAUAAAAAAAUGUCUAAAACCGGUAGAGCUGAAACGAAUACUCGAGUAACUCGAGUUUAAAAACUGGUCUGAGUAAUUUUAUUCAUCUCGAGUAAUCGUUUAUUUUGACAGCUCUAAACAUCACGUUUUGCUCAGACUACUUUUAAUGCGGGACAACGCGCUGAUGUCACGUGCGUAGAGGAAGAAGCAAAAAAACAAAACAAAAAAACUUACUGCAACCGACAGCCGCUACAAACUACGCCGACGUUGCUAAAUACUAGCCCGCACGAUGCUACGUUGGUAGCAGGUAGCGUCUGAUGAGUCUCAUAGAGAUCACAUGUAUGUUGAACUAGAUGCGAAAUGACAGACUCGGCCGCGUCUGGGCAGCGUUAGUAAACAGCCGCCAUCUUAAAGCAGUAGAGCGCUAAUAAAGAACACUAAUAAAUAAAGAUUAACGUUACUGUGUCUGGCUCACGUAACGUUAGCCCUGCGGAGGGCUAGGUUUCUAUUAAUUAUGACCACUGUCGAUGUGUGGCUAACGUGUCUUACAUACAGGCUUUAACAUAACAUAGCGUUGUGGAGUGAUGAGGGUGUAAAAUAAAAACUCAAUAAUGCUAACUAUCAAUUUUAGCUCAGUAGUCAUUGCUGGAUAAAACACCAAGUAGCUCUGGUCCCUAAUGUGCUCCAAUACAGCCUGUAUCAUACAUUUAUUUUGAACACUGCAAAAACUCAAAAUCCUAUCAGGACUUACAGUUUAGACUAACUUAAAACUUAACUAGAACUUAAAAAUGGCUUGACACAAAUAGAAAUUCAAUUGAAACACGUGGGAAAAAAUCCUAACUUUGAUGUGAUGUGUGUUAUCAAGCGUAACGGCAUUUUUAGGUACAUAUAUAAUUUUUUUUAAUAAGAUCUAAAGGUUUUUUGAGUGAAAGCAGUGAAUGUCUUUUUUUUUUUAUUCUAGUAACAUCUGAGAUGCAAUUGUGGGCUGUUUUCAACAAUAUACAUCGAAAAUAAAGACAUUGAUUGACUGAAAAUGGUUCAAGAUCAGAUGAAAUGUCUUGUUUUCUCAUGUAUAUUUAUAAUUGCUCUAAACCUUAAAAUAUUUGUUUUAUCCUAUUACUCGAUUAAUCGAUAUAAUUUUCAGUCGAUUACUCGAUUACUAAAAUAGCUGCAGCCUUAAAAGCCGGACUAUAGUAUGACAGAAAAUUUUUGUGUUUUUGAAACCAUGGCGUUUUCAUACCACAGUAAACCUUGGAACCGGUAACCGGCACAUGCCUAUUUGCGACUAGGGCCUCCUAGUUCAAGUGGCGUUCCGAUAAUUUUUUUCCUGGUCGGAGGUUAGAAAACUCCAACUUCCCACCUUCCUCAAAUGCAGCAUCAGUCUACGUUUUUUGACUGAAGAACUGCAACAUUCUGAAAUGUGCAUGUGAAAACAAGGAAAUUGGCAAAUGAGAGUUUCCACAAAUUCCCUGUAAAGGACGAGGAACAAUACAAACUGUUAAUACUUGCUGCUGGCUACGACACAAACACACCAGUGGAAAACAUAUCGCUCCGCUCUGCAGCCUGUUACCUACAGAGCUGCUGGAUUACGAAUGUUGCUGUUUAUACUGCAUUUAUUGACUGUUAUUGUUAUUAAAGUUAUUGAAUAAAAGUGUCUAUGUAAACAUACCUAUUACUGGCUUUUAGGAUUACUCUGUCCUAAUAUUUUGUCUACAUGUAAUAAGAUCAUCGGCAGACAUGGCGGUGUCCAUCUCGUGUUGAUUUUGAUGGCGUAAGUACAGGGUUGUAUAAUGGAUAGUGCCUUUUCAUGAGCAUUAUGUGAAGAAUACAAUUGACAUGUAUUCAUUCUGUCGGCACUCGAAAAUAACACUUGUUUUUUUUUUUUUUUUGUAUUUCAAAAGGUCCAAUUUCAGUUCAGACAUAAAUGACUACCCUAAAUGUU